Messenger RNA from Lucilia sericata (common green bottle fly), 2490 nucleotides. Its product is annotated as histone-lysine N-methyltransferase E(z)-like. Gene Ontology annotation, biological process: chromatin remodeling. The record is from RefSeq and is a predicted model, not a curated record. Gene Ontology annotation, molecular function: histone methyltransferase activity; protein binding. NCBI's taxonomy places the organism in Eukaryota, Metazoa, Arthropoda, Insecta, Diptera, Calliphoridae.
UCUCUUUUGUGUUGGCAUUUGUGCAACAAAUAUUUUGCAGACGCCGAGUAAACAAGUGAAAAUUUACGGACAAUUUUAAUAAAUUUUAUAAUAAUUCAUGAAAAAAUAUUAAAUAACUAUAAAUUAAAAUGCCGAACAAUGUAAAAGUACCGCUAGAAUGGAAAAGACGUGUUAAAAAAGAAUAUAUUAAAAUAAGACAACAGAAACGCUACAAAAGAGCAGAUGAGAUAAAGGAAGCGUGGAUUAAAAAUUGGGAUGAGCACAACUACAAUGUACAGGACUUGUAUUGUGAGCCUAAGGUUUGGCAGGUCCAACCCUAUGAUCCCCCUCAUGUGGAUUGUGUCAAACGAGCGGAAGUGACUAUGUAUAAUGGCUCUGGUUCACAGCAGGUGCCUAUAUGUGUUAUCAAUGCCGUAACGCCCAUACCCACCAUGUAUACCUGGGCGCCCACUCAACAGAAUUUUAUGGUGGAGGAUGAAACUGUUUUACACAAUAUUCCUUAUAUGGGUGAUGAAGUUCUCGAUAAAGAUGGCAAAUUUAUUGAGGAAUUAAUUAAGAAUUAUGAUGGCAAGGUUCAUGGUGAUAAAGAUCCUUCAUUUAUGGAUGAUGCCAUAUUUGUGGAAUUGGUACAUGCUUUGAUGCGUAAUUAUCCCAAAGAAAUUGAGGAGAUUACAGGAGUGCCUUUGAAAAUUGAGGCUUUGAAGGAGGAUAAUGAUGUAAAGGCUAAGGUUAGCAAGGAAGAUAAGAGAAAAAAAGAUAGUGUAGAUGUGGAUGAAAAAGAUAAAGAGAAAAAAUCGGAAGAUUUAAAAUCGGAGAAUAAGGUGUCUGAUGAAGAGUCUAAAGAAGAGGACAAAAAGUCGGAAAAAUUGCAAGACAAAAACGAUGAAAAGUCAGAGGACGCUAAAGAAGUGAAAACUGAAGAAAAAACGGAGGAAGAAAAACUAGAUCCGGUUAAGGAAAAAAUGCCUUUUCCACCUCCAAUUAUAUUCCAAGCUAUAAGCUCCAAUUUCCCCGAUAAGGGAACGCCACAAGAAUUAAAAGAAAAAUACAUAGAACUUACCGAACAUCAGGAUCCGGAACGUCCUCAAGAAUGCACACCCAAUAUAGAUGGUGAAAAGGCCGAAAGUGUUUCACGUGAAAGAACUUUACAUUCUUUUCACACCCUCUUCUGUAGACGUUGUUUCAAAUAUGAUUGCUUUUUGCAUCGUCAUCCAACUCACGGUCUACAAGUUGGACAUGCUGGUCCUAACUUACAAAAACGUCGUUUUCCAGAAAUUAAACCAUUUACAGAACCCUGCAGUAAUAAUUGUUAUAUGCUGUUGGAUGGUAUGAAAGAAAAACUGGCCGCGGAUAGUAAAACUCCUCCUAUUGAUUCUUGUAACGAGGCCAGUUCAGAGGAUAGUAAUGAUAGUAACAGCCAAUUUAGCAACAAAGAGUUUAACAAUGAUCAAACAAAGGAAAAUGGAACUGUAACCAGCGCAGCUGCGGCGGAAAUAAGUUCUAUAAUGGCUGGAAUGAUGAAUACAUCAAAUGCCAAGUGUGAUUGGACUGGAGCUGAUCAGUCGCUCUUUCGCACCUUACAUAAAGUGUUUUUGAAAAAUUACUGUGCCAUAGCACAGACCAUGUUAACGAAAACCUGCCAACAGGUUUAUGAAUUUGCCCAAAAAGAGGCUGCCGAAUUUUGUAUUGAAGAAUUGCGUCAGGAUUAUACACCACCACGCAAGAAGAAGAAGAAGCAACGUUUAUGGUCUUUACAUUGUCGCAAGAUACAAUUGAAAAAGGAUUCCACUUCGAAUCAUGUCUACAAUUAUACACCUUGUGAUCAUCCCGGUCCUUGCGAUAUGAAUUGUUCUUGCAUACAAACACAAAACUUUUGUGAAAAAUUCUGCAACUGUAGCAGUGAUUGCCAGAAUCGUUUUCCAGGCUGUCGUUGCAAGGCUCAAUGUAAUACUAAACAGUGUCCCUGUUAUUUGGCCGUACGUGAAUGUGAUCCGGAUUUGUGUCAAGCUUGUGGAGCGGAUCAAUUUAUUACUAAAAUUACUUGCAAAAAUGUUUGUGUACAACGGGGUCUACAUAAAACAUUACUAAUGGCUCCCUCAGAUGUAGCCGGUUGGGGUAUAUUCCUUAAGGAGGGUGCACAAAAGAAUGAAUUCAUUUCGGAAUAUUGCGGUGAAAUUAUAUCGCAAGAUGAAGCCGAUCGUCGUGGCAAAGUGUAUGAUAAGUACAUGUGCUCUUUCCUUUUCAAUUUGAAUAAUGAUUUUGUGGUGGAUGCUACGCGUAAGGGGAAUAAAAUACGUUUUGCCAAUCAUUCCAUCAAUCCCAAUUGCUAUGCUAAAGUAAUGAUGGUGACAGGCGAUCAUCGUAUUGGUAUUUUCGCUAAACGUGCUAUACAACCGGGAGAAGAACUAUUCUUUGACUAUAGAUAUGGUCCUACGGAACAAUUGAAAUUUGUGGGCAUUGAACGUGAAAUGGAAAUUGUUUAAUUUUUUU